Arachis ipaensis is the source of this 375-nucleotide messenger RNA. Lineage: Eukaryota; Viridiplantae; Streptophyta; Magnoliopsida; Fabales; Fabaceae. The record is from RefSeq and is a predicted model, not a curated record.
AUGGUUACUUCAACUCCGUAUUAUGCACAAGCUAAUGGGCAAGUCGAGGUAGCAAAUAAAAUAUUGAUCAAUUUGAUUAAGAAGCAAAUUGUUUUGCCAUUGGAAAUUAAUCUUAAUACGUUAAGGAUAUUGAGGAAAGAUGAUUUGCCAAUCGAAUAUUAUUGGAAUGUAGUGUAUGAUGAAUUGAGUGACUUAAGUCAAGAAUGUAUUCUAGCACUCGAGAAUAUAGUUCGUCAGAAGGAUAACAUUACUCAAAAUCAUAAUCGUCGAAUAAAGAAAAAGUGUUUUCGUAUGGGAAAAUUGGUGUUAAAAGUUAUAUUGCCAACUGAAAAGAAAUCGAAGUUUCUUGGCAAAUGGUCUCAUAAUUGGGAAUGA